Molecule: messenger RNA, 426 nt
Organism: Gregarina niphandrodes
Lineage: Eukaryota; Apicomplexa; Conoidasida; Eugregarinorida; Gregarinidae
Exons: 1
Coding region: 1-426 (141 amino acids)
Source: RefSeq, a predicted model, not a curated record
AUGGGCAGGCGAGGAUUGUUGCUGCUUGGACUCUGUGGUGGGUCGAUCCUGCGAACUCGUCCGCUCAUCGGCCACCUAUUCGAAACUCGCCCUUUCUGCGAAGUGAUUAACUUACAUCCAAGUGAUCCGUUCUCAGUAUUUCACGAACAGCUUACGACUGUGCGAGGUGUGAACUCGGAGGGUCCAUGGGAAGCCUUGACUCACCUGGAUAAUGAGCACCACAUAUGGUACAUGGGCCGUGCUCGCUACCAGGACGAUUACCGGCUGCUAUGGGCCGCCGAAGCGAACACAGAGGAUGGUAGACCUGUAAUUGUCGCAAAUACAUUCCGAAAAACAGACGACAGCGCAGACCGGCCUGCCAUGAUGGCCCCUACAACCGCGAUGCCUCAAAAACAUGGUCCAUACCUGUUGUUUAUCGAAGAGUAA